AUGUCUGCAGACGACGGAGGAAUCCGAGCUACCCAGGACAAGGAGAGAGGCCAAGAGACUCCAGGUCAUGGGCAUUCUUGUCAAGAAAUGCUCUCUGAGUCAGAGGGGACAUUGCCUCUGGGAGAGGCCCGGGAGUCACCCCACAUCAAGAUGGAGCCAGAGGAGCCACACCCUGAAGGGAUGUCGCAGGAGGCCAGAGCUCAAGGAGCGCGGGGCUGGAUGCCCCUAAGCCAGGGUGCUAAGGAGAAAGUGUGUUUCCUGCCUGGAGGAGCCCUCCCGGCCCCCCAGAUCCCUCUGCUCUCCCGCGAGGGGAGGACCAGAGACCGGCAGAUGGCCGCGGCGCUCCUCACCGCCUGGUCCCAGAUGCCGGUGACCUUUGAUGACGUGGCUCUGUACCUCUCCCGGGAGGAAUGGGGGCGGCUGGACCACACCCAGCAGAGCUACAGGGAGGUCCUGCAGAAGAGGAGCGGGCUGUCCUUGGGGUUUCCCUUCAGCAGACCCUUCUGGGCCUCUCAAGGGCAGGGCAAGGGCGAGGCCCCGGGCUCCAGCAGGCAGUUGGGACAUGAGGAGGAGGAGAAAAGAGACAAGGAGGAGCUGGCUGCGUCGCUGGGAGCCCUUGGCGAUGUAAAGUCCUUCAAAAGCAGAGUGGGAAGAGGCCAAGGGGAGGCCCCGCGGUGUGGGCAGCGAGCAGCCUGCGGCCAGAACUCAGGGCCAGCCAAGGGUGAUGUGCAGCCCCGUCCCGUGGAGGAGGCACAGCUGGAAUCAGCCCCGCCUGACACCGACUUCCCGAAAACCCAGGAGGGCCACUUCCCAGAACAACCCCGAGAGGGGGGCACGGCCGCCCCCGAGAGCGGCGAGGAGGUCCUGGCGCUGGACAGCGAGGCGGGCAAGAAGACCUACAAGUGUGAGCAGUGCGGCAAGGCCUUCAGCUGGCACUCGCACCUGGUGACCCACCGGCGCACGCACACGGGCGAGAAGCCCUACGCCUGCACGGACUGCGGCAAGCGCUUCGGCCGCAGCUCGCACCUCAUCCAGCACCAGAUCAUCCACACGGGUGAGAAGCCCUACACCUGCCCGUCCUGCUGGAAGAGCUUCAGCCACCACUCGACGCUGAUCCAGCACCAGCGCAUCCACACGGGCGAGAAGCCCUACGUGUGCGACCGCUGCGCCAAGCGCUUCACCCGCCGCUCGGACCUGGUCACCCACCAGGGCACCCACACGGGCGCCAAGCCGCACAAGUGUCCCAUCUGUGGCAAGUGCUUCACGCAGAGCUCGGCCCUGGUCACCCACCAGCGCACCCACACCGGGGUCAAGCCCUACCCGUGCCCCGAGUGCGGUAAGUGCUUCAGCCAGCGAUCCAACCUCAUUGCGCACAACCGCACGCACACCGGCGAGAAGCCCUACCACUGCCUCGACUGCGGCAAGAGCUUCAGCCACAGCUCGCACCUCACCGCCCACCAGCGCACCCACCGCGGCGUCCGGCCCUACUCCUGCCCGCUCUGUGGCCAGUGCGGCAAGCGCUUCCGCUGGGGCUCCGACCUGGCGCGCCACCAGCGCACGCACACGGGCGAGAAGCCGCACAAGUGCCAGGAGUGCGACAAGAGUUUCCGCAGCUCCUCGGACCUGGCGCGCCACCAGGGAGUGCACACGGGCCAGAAGCCCUUCUCCUGCGCCCAGUGCGGCAAGAGCUUCAGCCGCAGCGCCUACCUGGCUGACCACCAGCGCAUCCACACGGGCGAGAAGCCCUUCGGCUGCAGUGACUGCGGCAAGAGCUUUUCGCUGCGCUCCUACCUGCUGGACCACCGGCGCGUGCACACGGGCGAGCGGCCCUUUGGCUGCGGCGAAGCACACCUGGGAGAGGAUGCCCAUAAGUGCCUCGAGUGUGGAAAAAGCUUCAGUCAGAAUACCCACCUGACUCGCCACCAGCGAACCCACACAGGUGAGAAGCCCUAUCAGUGUAAUGUGUGUGGAAAGAGCUUCUCUUGCAACUCCAACCUCCACAGGCACCAGAGAACACACACAGGUGAAAAGCCCUACAAGUGCCCUGAGUGUGGGGAGAUCUUCGCUCACAGUUCCAACCUCCUCAGGCACCAGAGAAUUCACACGGGAGAGAGACCUUAUAAGUGUGCCGAGUGUGGGAAAAGUUUCUCUCGCAGUUCACACCUUGUUAUUCAUGAAAGAACUCAUGAGAAAGAGAGGCUACACCAGAGAACACACACAGGAGAGAAACCAUAUAAAUGUAACCUCUGUGGGGAAAACUUUUCUCAUAGAUCCAACUUAAUCAGGCACCAGAGAAUUCACACGGGAGAGAAACCCUAUACCUGUCACGAAUGUGGGGACAGUUUCUCUCACAGCUCCAAUCGGAUUCGUCAUCUGAGAACCCACACAGGAGAGAAACCUUAUAAAUGUUCUGAAUGUGGAGAAAGCUUUUCUCGAAGUUCACGCCUUAUGAGUCAUCAGAGAACUCACACUGGAUAG
Messenger RNA from Rangifer tarandus platyrhynchus (Svalbard reindeer), 2478 nucleotides. The record is from the annotation of a GenBank genome assembly. Lineage: Eukaryota; Metazoa; Chordata; Mammalia; Artiodactyla; Cervidae.